Esox lucius (northern pike) is the source of this 11666-nucleotide messenger RNA. It is a transcript of the gene bcorl1, whose product is annotated as BCL6 corepressor-like 1. The record is from RefSeq and is a predicted model, not a curated record. Gene Ontology annotation, biological process: negative regulation of transcription by RNA polymerase II. The transcript has 13 exons. NCBI's taxonomy places the organism in Eukaryota, Metazoa, Chordata, Actinopteri, Esociformes, Esocidae. Gene Ontology annotation, cellular component: nucleus. Bases 4796 to 10027 code for a protein of 1743 amino acids. Gene Ontology annotation, molecular function: protein binding; transcription corepressor activity.
ACGGGCGAUGAGGGAAGAUCGCGAGGAGAAGCCAAAAUUUCACUCUGGAAUUAUUCUACUACAAUAUCAUAUUCGUGAGCCCCAACAGAAGCCACCAAGUAGCCAAAAAUCACUUGUUGUGGUUUGAAAAGGUGUAUUUGCCAGCUUUGAGAGGGCAGUUUGGAGCGCAAGGUAAGGCGGCGUACAGGCUACCAUGCGAUUAAUAACAAAGGCGGACGGGCGACCAGGGGGCAUUGGAGGGGGCAUUGCACAACGCCAUGGAGGGCAACAGUCAACUCGACCAAACUUUGUUGUCAAUAUUUUUGCACAGUAAAGUUUUUAAAUCAAUGUACAGCUCACAACAGACCAGACUAACGGAAUACAAUGUAAGCACUUGGUAAUUUACAGACGUCUUCCAAGUGUCAGGAUAAACGUGUCACAUGUUUCUUGUGGUGAAAUCAUGUCUCAAUAUGCGGUGGCUCAUAUUAUAUGUUGCUAAGGCUGCUACAUCCAUAAAAUACAUUACGUCAGUACUUACAACGUAUUUCAUUAAAACAGUAUUUUCCAUCUGCCAUGAGUUUACACAUCGUGGCAUCCUCAACCUGCCAAGUCGAGCAUCGUCUCCAACUUAUCUGCCUCUACCUAUUGGCUAGCCUGUGGUCCGUUCCUUUUACUCACAUCUGAUACAAAAUCGUCGUGAUUUUGCGUAGUUGGUGGUGACAUAUUUCAUGCUUUGUCUGAUUUGCUUAAUUCUCCACGUAAACAUUAUAUCAAGUAAUGGCAACCGCGAACUCAGACGGGACAUGGAGAAUAUGGUAGCCUGUACUGGUUACUCUAGUAACACUACCCCAGGCCUCGGCUGUUCAUAUGAGGCGUUAGAAUAAUUCUUAAACCGACUCUAAAUGCAGGCCACUCAGUAGCCGAUAAGCCCCGUUUUGCAAGGGAACGUCGGUCUUUUCCACAAGGCCUCCAACAAAACAUUGUGGCAUCAUUAACUGUAAACUUGCCGUUAUAAGUGUGCCUGUUAUGAUCCCCAGUCUAACGUGUACCGAAGUGUACAAAUCAGUAAUACGGUAUUUAAGUUAGGCCUAUUCAAGCUUUAGACGUCCGCUGUUGUAGCAGUUACAAAAAACUAAUUGAUAACUGGAGAAGCUCGGAGCAGCCGGUCACUGCCGGGAUUGCUUUCGUUGAGGUCUCUGGGUAACCCCAGCUCAGACACAAUACAAUGACACUGCCGACAACCAGGUUCCGCUUAUGCUCGAUAGGAAGCUGCAUUACAAAUCUGGCGUGUUAUUCUGUAGCUCGGGUGGUGUGAUUUGUAGGGCCCUACUGCGUGAUGUGCCCUAUUUUGAUGUUUGAAAAUAUGUCAGCGAUUAAGCUGACCGCGGAUGCCACGCACUUACUGCAGUUCGCGAGUGAAGGGUGUUGGGCAAUGGGCGAAUAAUCCUACACACGGAUAGCUACCUUCAGCGAGACCCCAGAGAAACAGUUUAAAGACGUACGAGUGUGGGAUGAAGUGUUUGUGCUGUAACGGCCGACGCCGGUAGACAGUGAGGAAAUAGGUCAAUACACAUAUUUGUUUACUUUAGACUACCUGUCAUUUAGACCUUAUAUAUAUAUAUAUAAUACCUCAAAUGUCUGUCUUUCACUAGUCGAUGAUUUGUAGCCGACUUCGUUUUCACCACUGUAGCACCUGGGUAAGAGUCUCGCUUCGGCCUGUUAUUAGCCGAAAUUUGUAAAGCCAGAUGUGCCAACUCUCAUUCUCUCGGAGGCUGUAUGAACGCUUGCCCUGUUGAAAUGAUCUGAGCUAUACAAUUGUGGUUAAGCAUUAAGCAAAACAACCCAGCGUCGAAUCGGUUGUCUAAUCGGUUUGACCUUGCAAGGCAAUAGAAUUAAACACGCACAGGUCAUUUUAGAUACACCUGCUUGUUAACGCAAACAGCCAAAAAGCGGAUGACGUGGCUGGAGGUCAGUAUACAUCCAGACAUUGUCAAGAGGUUAUGUUGUGAUUCCUCCAAACGUUAGUACGGGAAGAUGCGUGAUGAUGUAACAGACUUUGUCCAUAUUAUGAUGUUUGUGUCAGAAGUGGUGGUUCCAGCAUCUCAGAAACCGCGGAACUGGGAUUUUCACACCCUUCAGUCUGGAGUUUACUGAGCAUCUUGUGAUAAACAAAAACAUCCAGUAGCUGCAGUUCUGUGGGUGAAAACACCCUGUUAUUGAUAGGUCAGAGGAGAAUGGGCAGACUCAUUCUGGCAGACAGGAAGGCUAAAAUACUAAAAUAACCUGUCUGUACAACAAUGGUGUGCAGAAGGGCAUAGCUGAACCCACAACACAGGGUUAAAGGUUGGAUCCAACCUUGAAGUGAAGGGAAAAAGUGUUGUCUGCCCAGGUAUACCUAAUUAAGGGGCCAGUGAGUGUAGGUUUUUCAGCUUGCAUAUCAUCAAAAACAUUCCAGUAUAUUUUGAGGACUGGUAAAGUUAAAGUUAAAUGUAGGUUUUAGUUCGAUACCUUGACACUCAUUGAAACUUGCCACCACUUCUAUUGGUGGAAAGGCUAAUCCUCUAACCAUGAUGAACACCAAUGGCACCCACUUAAUUAGCAAUAAUUAAUUGGUGCUCUAAAUGGUUAGCUUACUUGAAAGAUGCUUUGUUAAUGGUUAAUUAACACGUGGCAUAUAUUAAGAGGAGUGAUUAGAAGCAUAAUAAGUAGUCAUACAAACGUUUGGUUGACUUGAAACGAGGCUCAGCCUGGUUAAAUGAAGGUCAAAUAAAUACAAAUAAAAUAGAAAUGUGACCCAAAUGUGAAAUGUGAACUUGAUUUUGAAAUGAUAAUUUCACAGGACUUGGGCGUUACUCUGCACAAACUCCUACAAUUUCUUAAAUUCUUAUUGUGUAGAGAUGCAUUAGUCAUGAUAAGAAGGAGUUCCUGAGUAACAUGCUGUCAUUAUUAUUCAGUUUUAUGAGGAAACAGCAGAAUAACUCAACACAUUGUGCACACAAAAAGAAAGUCAUAAAUAUCACGUUUUUUUGAGAAUUAUACAAUAUUUCAUGGCUUAAAAUCCAUAAAUUGUUGAAUGUAGUUAGUAAAAAAAAAAAACAUAAACGAGAAAAACAGGAAAAUUGAUUAUGGCCUAAUGAAUGUAGACACUUAGCUUCUCUAUGAAGGGGACUGGGAGUCAUGUUUCAAAUGAAUAAAUACAGAUAAGACACUGACAUUUUGAAAUCUAAUACCGCUCUAAAAUGAAAUCCAUCUUGGCAUAUAUCAGAACUCUAGAGUGAUGUCAAGAACGUAAAUGUUCGUAAACAUCACAGUUGUCAUUGGCUUCAAACACGUUACAAAACUGGAGCAGUUGGUUUAGGUGCAAAGAAACUAAGGACACCCGGACUUGUGUUGUACAGGUCAACGUUUUCAGUUUUAUUUGGAAUUUGCCCUGAUGUGUCGGCCAUGAAACACAGUUUGAAUUCAUUUUAACCAUUCAUCCUCGGAAAUUGACUUUAAUCUCUGAAUAUUUAUCUACCAGAUAAAACGCAUGUACACAUUGAUAAGAAAUAUGAUAAAAUACAUAACCAGAUUUAGGGACUAAUAGGUUGUGCUUUGACUGUAUGAACAAGUUCCAGCCAGAAGGGAAAAUGGCAUGAAAGAGGUGGAGGAGUUGGUAGGACAGCAAAAGUCAAUGUGAAGAGUUUGGAAGAGAGACAAGAGAAAAUAACCAUUGAGAAACUGUACCAAGUUAAAUGGGGAAGACCAGUGUCUUAAGAUGCAUUUCUCGAUAUCAGUUAGCAAGGCUUGUUUACACGGGCACUUAUUCCCAUGUUUUUCCACUUACUGGUGUUUCGACCAAUUAAAUCAGCUCCUUUGCAGAUAACUGGGCCAAAGGUCAGAAAUAUUAUGACUGUGUAAAUUCAGUUCAAGUAUUGUGAUUGGGAAGGGGAUGGAAAUUGAAAGAGGAUGCCUGGAAUAUAGGAAGGACCUGGGGUUUUAUUCUGAAGUGGCGGAGGUCAGUGUAAGAAUGCUUGAAGUACAAAUUGAUCUGAGGCCUGAUUGUCAAAGGUGAGAGAAAAAAAAGGAGUGAAGGUAAAAGCAUUGUCAAGUGGAGUAGAGGGUGAUGUAAUGUCACUUUACAGACAUCUUAAUUCUUGUUCACCAAAUGUUUUGUGUGUUUCCAAAUACUGUUAUGCCCAUGGGUCAAACAUUACAUCCAUAAUGACUUGUUAGUUUUUCUGAUUAUGAUGCGGACUCCGAAACAUAACUAGACCGUGAAGUAUUUCCCGUUCACUAACCUGCCAGGAUCUUGGUCCCCUCGUGUUCAUUCCGCUGCUCUAGACUAAACGUUACCUCUCCUUUUUUGUUGGCCGGCUUUACUCCAUAAGGCAACCGGCACCCUCAUGGGUAAUAACAGUAAUUGGAUAAUCACUUAUUGUUAUUCGUGUAUUCAUUCAAUAUAACUCAGUGUCUUUAUUAUCAAAAUGUCAAUUUUUACUUUGUUACUUCGGUAAGCUUUUUUCAGUUUAGCGCACCGUUGCGAUCCCCCCUUUCCCCUUGAGCGGCUGGAGUACUGCGUUGCAUUCUGACCAUAGACCGAGAUACGGUACGGACUGUCUUGACGAACCCCCCCCGGACUUUCAGAACCGAAAUUCGUCGAGAUUAGUGAACAGCAACCGACAAGAACGAAACACUUGAUUCCUGCUGGAGCUGUGACAUUUACUGUCCAUUUAUACUCUGGAAGAACGGAAUAACGUUUGACAUCCAAGAUCACCUCACUGCUGCAGACCUGAGGUCAACAACAACAGAGGAAUGUUGAGUUAAAGAAACGCAUAUGCAGGUGGAUCCCAGUCCAGUGAAUGUAGGGGAUGGAGGCAUGGUAAGUAAAGAGAUUGGUGCCGUGAGCAUGGUGGGGAACCCCCCUCAGACGCUGCCCCCGGAGCUCCGAAGAGAUGUGCCCCUCGUUCAGCCAAACAGAACCACCACGGCGGACGACUGUAGGACACCAGUUAACGUUUGUUCGGACCAGAGCAAAUUCAACCAUUGCCCGGUGGUCCCCGCCUGCCAGCAGCUCAACAACGCCCCAGCGUCAGGCCCUCCCCUCGUUAGCACUGACCAGAGGACAGACAAUAAGCCAGAGGUCCCCAAACCCAAGGUUGAUGGUGCCGGGGCCUUUCUCACACACCAGUGGCCGUGCGGAACCACGGUCAGCCCCGAGGACCCAGUGAAGCCGAGUCACGGCAGUGUGACGUCCGGUCAGAAACCACACGCCCAGACCCAGUCACUGAUUAGUCUUCCCGCUGGGUUUCAGUGCUCGACGUUGUUCAAACCGGGCCAGCCCGUCACUUUCCUUCCCAGCACAAACUUUUCAUCCUCGCUCUGUAAAAUCACCUUGCCGCCUGCGUUGGGUCAGAUCGCCGCGUUGAGGGAAGCCACGGCCAGCCAGUUUCAGAAGGAGAGCCAACCGCAGAGCGUCGCCGCCGGGGUCACACCCCUGCUGCGGACCUACCCGUAUCACUUUUCCACGGGUCGAUGUCCAGCGCCCGAAAAGAAAAACCCCACGCCCAAACUCAGAUGUAACUCUACAUUCAGCAACAAGAGCUCCAAAGGAGAGCAUACCUCGGCCGCGUCCACCGGGGUGGCGGCCCCAGCCAUCGCGAUCCCCGUCCAGCAUCCAGCGCUAGGUUCGGCACCACCGACCCGCUUCACACUGUCCCCCGCUGCUACGCUCUGCUGUGGGCCGGCGCUGGCCGGCAUCACCACACAGGCGAGGCUGCAGAACCGCGUGGAGAAAGGCCCUCCGCGCCACUGCAUUGCAGACAAGACAUCGGUGGGGUUUCUAAAGCUCCAGGGUCCGUCCGCGGCAGACGACCGUGCUGUUGUUUCCCCGGCGGAGCCGAGGGACGUGCCCCUUGACCUGUCCGCCAAGUCAAAGAGGCCGAAGACGACGGUGAAAGGCCCUCCGAACCCUGUGGCCACCGCAGAGCUUCUCCAUAACGAGGGGCGUCAGAAAGGUUCCCUCCAUCCAAAAAGGUCCCAAAUUGGCUCUUACGGGUCUGCUGCUCCGUAUCCUAUCCUGCCCAACACUCACAGAAAUGGGACCCAUCCAAAACCGACCAGCAGACCCCUGAAUCACCAGGGUUUGGAACCCAACUCAUCCUGGGUCAGAGGUUCCUCUCAAGGCUCCAUUAAUAACCUCCCGGGAACCUACGUCGGUGUGGCUAGCCCGAUACUUGCCUCGACUCUGCGCAGCAAAGAUGGGAAGGGGUCCUUUGAGGACGAGUUUCAGACUUUCGCCAGACAGGAGACUAUCUCCAUUAUUGACCAGGGGGAACAGCUGGCCUCAAGGGGGAAGAAGGCGUCAUUCAUGACCAAAGGCAACCAGCAUGUGCACGGCAUUAAGCACCCAACCAGUACCAGUCCAGCGGUAACACAAAGCUGCCCCUCCAAAGGGGCUUUCGCCACUGCUCUGCCCGGCUCGGCCAACUCAUACUCACAGCAGAAAUCUGGAACUAUCAAAGCCGCGACCCAAUACCCUCCCGCUGUCAUCAAGCCUCUGUGGCAACAGCCGGCCCUUCUGCCGCACCAAGGGGCUUCAGUCCAGAGGAAGGUCGGUCCAGGUACUUUCAAGGUCAAGGGGGCACCAGGUUCUGAAGACCCCAUAUCUCAGAUUGCACGUCAGAGUCCGUCCAGAAUGGAGGAUGAGAAGUGGGACAGAACGAAAUCCCCUCUUUCCAACCUUGAGUCCAUAGUAAAGCAAAAAGCUCUGGAGACGACUGCAUUAACCGGUGAGGGAUACAGACAUAUGGCAACUGUGGCAUCAAGAAGGCCUGAGGCGGUGAACUACCAGCCCACGGGCCAUGACACACUGUUCCCCCAGACGGCUGCUUUUGGAUGUCCACCUUACAGAUCUAUGGAGAACAAAGAAAGACCUUCCUCUCACAGCGAAUCCACAUUAGUUAUGAACAAACUGGACAAAUUGUGUGUCUCGGAACCUAAAGAAAAGAGUACUGAGAAAUAUAUGAAGCUGGGGGAACUCGCAGAUGGCAAAGACAGCCAGGUCUCUGCAAAGAGCGCCAGCAACACACAUGCCUUUGGAAGCAUCGGUUCAUGUGCAAGAUACAGCAUGGACAGCAAGUUGGCUCAGGAGUUGGAGGGGGGAAUAAUGAAGGAGGAGAGUAGCUCUCAUUUUGGUCUCUCGCCCCGUGCUAAAUUGGAGGGGAUUGCCUUAUCCAUUCUCGCUGGGCAGAGUCCAGGGGUUGUCGAGUUGGAGAAGCCUAUUGGAACCAAAGAGGAGUCCCCAAAAGCAAAACCUGUUGUCUCCAAACAGAAGAAGCCCCUUAGUCCCAGGAAGCCAGCAAAGGAAAAGUCUCUGUUGGAGCUGUCAAAGAAGGCUGUGGUACCCGGGAAGAAAAAACAAGACCAGGAGAUCCCCCCAGGAAAGAAAGAACCCAAAAAUAAGAAACCACACUCAACUGCACUGGAGCCGAAUGUGUCAGUGGCUGAAUCAACCCCACACAGUGAGGACGGCAAGAGAGUGUCAGUGGCUAAAUCAACCCCACACAGUGAGGACGGCAAGAGAGUGUCAGUGGCUGAAUCAACCACACACAGUGAGGACGGAAAGAGAGUGUCAGUGGCUAAAUCAACCCCACACAGUGAGGAGGAGAAGAGAGUGUCAGUGGCUAAAUCAACCCCACACAGUGAGGAGGAGAAGAGAGUGUCAGUGGCUAAAUCAACCCCACACAGUGAGGAGAGGAAGAGAGUGUCAGUGGCUAAAUCAACCCCACACAGUGAGGACGGGAAGAGAGUGUCAGUGGCAAAAUCAACCCCACACAGUGAGGACGGGAAGAGAGUGUCAGUGGCUAAAUCAACCCCACACAGUGAGGACGGGAAGAGAGUAUCAGUGGCUGAAUCAACCCCACACAGUGAGGAGGAGAAGAGAGUGUCAGUGGCUAAAUCAACCCCACACAGUGAGGACAGGAAGAGCGUGUCAGUGGCUAAAUCAACCCCACACAGUGAGGAGAGGAAGAGUACACGGAGGGAGAAGAGCAGCCACCCUGAGAGCGAAGCUGUUCACUACAAACCAGGUACCAGUGGCACUCUGCUCCCCAAUCCACUCAGCUUGGAGACCUCGGGUUCUAUCAGAAGUCCUGGCAGAACCGGCCAGGAGCUCGCAUCCUCAGAUGGCUCCACCCCCAGGCUGAGGAGGUGCAGACGACGAGGGGAUGAGGCUCGCCUGGAGAACUGGGGCUUCACCACUCCCUCUCCUCCACCUCCACUAUCCCCUCCCCACCCAGCCUCCCCUCCCCCCCAGCCUGCUCGCCGGCCCAGGGGGAGACCGCGUACCAACCCCCUCCCUGAGAAGGCUGACCGUUUCAAGACCAGGACCGCACCCUCUACUGAGGGAGACAACCCCACCCGGAGAAAACGAACGCGCUGCCGAAGCAAGAAGUACCAGAAUGGGGAGUACAUCAUGGAGAAGGCCAAGGACCAGAAUGGGGAGUACAUCAUGGAGAAGGCCAAGGACCAGAAUGGGGAGUACAUCAUGGAGAAGGCCAAGGACCAGAAUGGGGAGUACAUCAUGGAGAAGGCCAAGGACCAGAAUGGGGAGUACAUCAUGGAGAAGGCCAAGGACAGAGGGGGAGAAGGGGAGGGGAGAGAGGUCCCACCCAGACAUGGGACUCCAGCUGGAUCAGAUCUGAGGACAGGCUUGUACCCGCGUCUCAGCGCCACUCUGACCAGCCGUGGCACCAGCCCAGAGCCUGGUCCCAAGAGGCCUUUGUUCGGUCGCUCAGGGUCGGUGCGGCAGUCCGAGAACAACACCUCCCCGGACCCCAGCGACAAGCCAUCAGGGAAGAGGAAGUUCAAGAGCAAGCACCUGAGUGACACCGAUGAGCCGAAGAAGCUAAAGAGUAAGCGUUGUGUCCUGGGGAAGCACCCUGCCUCAGCGGCCACUGAUGACAACAGCCCUGACGCUAAGAAACCAGCAGGCCUCCUGGCCGCCGCCAAGAGCUCGUCUUCCCCUCCAGCUAGUAAGAAGGGGACCUCAGGGAGGGGAGGAGCUCCCGAGUCUCCUCGCAGCAGGCCCGUUCCUCCGGAGGUUCGCCGGCUCAUUGUCAACAAGAACGCUGGCGAGACGCUGCUGCAACGAGCCGCUCGGCUGGGGUACCAGGAAGUGGUUCUGUACUGUCUGGAGAAGGACAUUCGGGAGGUGAACCGGCGUGACAAUGCGGGUUACACGGCUCUCCACGAGGCCUGCUCCCGAGGCUGGAGCCACAUAGUCCAGGUUCUGCUGAAACACGGGGCGGAUGUCAACUGCAGCGCCCAGGACGGAACACGGCCGAUCCAUGACGCUGUGGCCAGUGACAACCUUCCCGUAGUGUGGAUGUUGUUGAACCACGGGGCGGACCCCAACCUCGCCACCUACUCAGGCCAGACCGCGGUGAAACUGGCCCAGAGCCCCGGGAUGAAGACCUUCCUCAGAGAAUACUUCACAGACCUACAAGGGAGAAAUGACCAGGAUCUCAGUGUGCCGUGGGACUUCUACAGCAGCUCUGUGUUUGAGACUGGCCAGGAGGCAUGCUGGGACUUCCUGCUCUCCCAGCGAGGAGAGGAGGAGGAGGAGGACGACAAGACGAGAGCGGGGAGGGAGGAGAGAGACUCUGAUAUGGACUGUCUCCUGUUUGAAUUCUCCUCUGAUCCGCUGUUGCCCUGCUACCAUGUCCAAGUGUCUUUAACCCAGGGCUUUUGCAAUUGGUUCCUGUUGACCGACGUCCUGAAGCGGCUGAAGAUGUCCUCCCGGAUAUUCCGGGCUCGGUACCCACACCUGGAGGUGGUGAGCCUGGCGCAGGCAGAGCUGUGGAGGCAGGUGUCAGUCAGCCAGGUGAGCUUAGUUUCCGCACGGCCUCCGGAGAACGAGCUGCAGGAGGGGGAGGGGCUGGUGGAACUGGUCCGCUGUGUUCCGGAGCUCCAGGGUCUUCUGGGCUCCUCCAUUCACAUUCUCCGGGAGGAUGAGGAGGAUGACGAAGGGGACAGGACGGAUACGGCCACGCCCUGCAGCCGGUAGCCCCCCGCGUCUCGGCCCCUUCAUCUGAACUGCUCCCCUACAUGUCCCUUGAGUUUACCCCUGACCUCCGACCCCUGACCUCCGACGGCGACGAGCAGAUCAAAAUAAACCCUGUCGGUAGGAACUGUGUAACGAUGAUUGUGGAUUUGGUGAAAAAGUCCUCUGGCUCCGCCCCUGGGAAGGACACUCCUCACCGGUGACCUGGGACCUCCGCAUUCAGCAGACGCGGAGGUCAUGACGACCAUGUUGAUUCUGGGAGGAGGUGCAUGGUUUUGGGAGGAGGUGCUCGGUGCUCCAGAUUAGCUUUCAGGUUCAAUCUGUAGGGAUUUUUCAGGAUUCCGGAAAACCCGAUUUUUAUUAUUCUACAUGUUUGGGAAUAAAACGAAUAUCUUUCCACCCGGUUGAACACAUUUGGUCGUAAUGUAUUUGUGGGAGUAAGGAUGGAUCAGGUUGAGGAUUUCUUUGUGUUGUUUUGUUCCGUUUGUUUGGUCAUGAGGGAAAGCAAAUUUUUUUGGGUGGGAGAUAAUUUUACCUUGGUGAUCUCGUGUGCAGCUAAGAGGCUUAUGGCCAGGCCAGCUACCAGUGGUAGGAUGGUACCUUCAUUAACCUAGAAGACAUGGAGUUUCACAGAGAAGAAACCACACACAGACACUGUCCAGCUCACAAAACCAUAGAACACUGAUCGAUUUUAUGAAUCAACCAUACAAGCACUCGGGAGCUCAAAGGUAGUUAGCCAUUAGAGUUGUUUGUUGCUGGUCUUUUGUUGUUCAUUUUGCAGUGCACAUGAAUAUACCAAGUAUCUUUGGUGUGUUAUCCCACAGUCUACGUAUCUAUGGGUUUUCUACCUUUUAGAUCAUUAAUUGAUUUUGUUGAACUUGAGAAUUAAUACUUGUUUACAGAUUCAGUGGAUGGAAACGUGUGUUUGUAGUUCUUCACUCCUGCUUCCCCUUCAGUAAGAGUGACAGUAGAAGUCCGUGGAUGACUCUCAGUAACGGCGGCAGGAAAUGCCACACGUUCUGUACUCUGGUCCUCUGUUCUGAGGGGAACCUUUGCUGCGUAACUCCUGGGAGGCGGGGGACCACCCUCCUACUGCGCCUCGCUCAUCCCUCCUCCGUCCUCCUCGUGGCGUUACUUAUGGACUACGGCGUGCUCUGUGGCCAGCGCGUUUUAUUUACACUGUCGUUUGUGCUUAAUUUAAUAGUCAUUAAUAUAUUUGACCUUGUGUAUCUGACAAACAAUUUAUGAAAAGAAAUUGCUUUGUAUGGUUGGUGCUUCUGUUGAGGUGUACAUUCAAGGAUCCCUUUAUCCUUCCUGAGAUUAGGUUUUUUGUUCUCCUUAUUGCAAACAGUAUUUUAUCAAGCAAAAGUACAGUUUUAUUGUACUGGUGCUAAGCUACAUUUUGUGUUGACAAUCAAUGAAGUUUUUUGUUUGACGUUAAACCAAUAAAUGAUAUUUAAGAUGAAGAGACUGAAAUGUAAAGAAAUACUAUAGUUUCAAUACCUAUGAAGAAAUUGGAAUACAGCUAGUUUGGUUUAGAGGACAAUGUAUUGCUUGUGUGAGUGCUAUUAAAACAGGUUAACCUUUUAUUUGAUUCUUUUUUAAGAAAUCAACCAGAAUAAAGCAUGAUUGUAAAGUACCA